Amborella trichopoda is the source of this 1053-nucleotide messenger RNA. RefSeq names its product Reticulon family protein. The record is from RefSeq and is a predicted model, not a curated record. Lineage: Eukaryota; Viridiplantae; Streptophyta; Magnoliopsida; Amborellales; Amborellaceae. Gene Ontology annotation, biological process: response to bacterium.
UAUAUAAGGACUUGGAUCCAACCACAACUCUCUAAUUCAUGCAAAGUCCGCCAUUACAGUUGCGUUUACAGGAAAAGGAAAUAUGCCUGAGAAUUCUGGAGUUGAGAACCUUUUGAACAAUGUUCUCGAAACGGUUGGUGAAAGUAUUGCAAAGAAGAAAACAGUGCCCUUUGCUGAGGAAGAAUCAUCUAUUUCUUCCCAGUUCAAUAGACUUUUCGGACGUGAAAAGCCUGUUCAUAAGGUUCUCGGGGGUGGAAAAUCUGCUGAUGUAUUGCUAUGGAGGAACAAGAAGAUCUCUUCAAGUGUCUUAACUGGGGCAACAUUGGUUUGGGUUCUCUUUGAAUGGCUUAAUUAUCACUUUCUGUCGCUUGUAUGCUUUGGACUGGUUCUUGGUAUGUUGAUUCUUUUCCUGUGGUCCAACGCAUCGGGUAUGAUCAGCAGAUCUCCACCCGAAGUACCUCGUAUUACUUUGCCCGAGGAGCUAUUUGUGAACGUGGCUGUCUCAGCUGGAGCUCAAGUAAAUCUGGUUUUGGGUUUUCUUCAAGAUGUUGCAUGUGGAAGAAAUCUGAAGCAAUUUCUUAUUGUUGCUGCAAGCUUGUUGGCUCUUUCUGUGAUAGGGAGCUGGUGCAAUUUCAUUACUGUCUUGUAUCUUGGCUUUGUUGCUGCACAUACUUUACCAGUCCUUUACGAGAAAUAUGACGACCAAGUGGACGGGUUUGUGUACAAGGUAUUGAAUCAGCUUCAACACGGUUACAAGAAAUUUGACUCACGAGUUCUCACCAAAAUUCCGACGAGGCCAAAGAAAUCAGACUGAAAACUGAUUAAGUUUCGAAGUGUUCAUAAGUUUGUGUCAUUUGUAAUGUGUAACAUUUGCUGAGAUUGGGGCCUGUCUUCCCCACUGGAUUACCCAAAAAACAUUUGCAAAGAAAAUUCAGUUUCAAGACAUGUAUUUAGCCCUCUGGCUGCCACAUUUGUAUUUUGCAACAUUUUCUAUUAUGGUCAUGUUACAGUGUAAGAUCUAUUUAUGAAAAUAUUGAAAACCUGGUUUGUGUA